UGUCACCUCAUUACUCAUUCAUUAGUCCAGAGAAGGUGCAUUGCACGCUAUAGUUAUUUUACACCGAGAUUCCAGUGUUAGUUACCGCUCCGCCACCGUCACCAUCGCCGUCAUGCCCUACCACCACUUCCUCCUCAUCACAUACCCCGCACAGGGCCACAUAAACCCUUCCCUCCAGUUAGCAAAGCGGCUCAUUAAUUUAGGCGCACGCGUCACUGUUUCCACCACCGUCCACGUGCACCGCCGCAUGUCCGACAAACCCUCCAUCCCCGGCCUCUCCUUCGCCCCCUUCUCCGACGGCUACGACGACGGUUUCACCCGCUCCGAUGACUCCAGCUAUGCCCACUACGCCGCUGAGUACAAGCGCCGCGGAACCGAGUUCGUCACCGAUCUCAUAAACUCCGCCGCCGAAGAAGGCCAGCACCCUUUCACUUGUGUAGUCUACACCUUCCUACAAAACUGGGUGGCAGAGGUGGCCCGUGCGUUUCACCUUCCUGCGGUUGUCCUCUGGACUCAACCAGCGGUGCUCUUGGACAUCCACUACUUCUACUUUCACGGCUACCGUGACUACGUCAACGAGAAAAUUACCCAAGAGCCUUCGUCGUGUUCCUUGGAGCUUCCAGGGUUGCCGCCGUUGCAACCCUCACGUGACCUACCUUCAUUUUAUUUGGAAUCGAAUAGUUCGACUAAGUUUCGGAACUCUUUCAUUGUUUCACGGAUUGAAAAACAGUUUCGAGAUCUUGACCAAGAAGUCAAACCAAGAAUAUUAGCCAACACCGUUGAAGCGUUGGAACCUGAUGCCCUGAGGGCCGUUGAUGAUAAGUUGGACGUGAUACCAAUCGGGCCGUUGAUUCCUUCGGCGUUCUUGGACGAUGAUCAAGAUGGAGGUGGUGAUAGUUCGUAUGGCGGUAAUAUCUUCAAACGAUCAGAUGAUUACGUAGAGUGGUUGGACUCGCAGGCGGAGAAAUCGGUGGUUUAUGUGUCGUUUGGUAGCUUCUGUGUGUUGGCGAAGAAGCAGAUGGAGGAAAUGGCGCGUGCGUUGUUGGAUUUAGGGCAUCCAUUCUUGUGGGUUAUUAGGGAGAAAGUAAAGAAAGAGAAAGAGAGAGAGGAAGAGGAAGAGGAAGAAUUAAGCUGCAGAGAGGAAUUAGAAGCGAGAGGGAAGAUAGUGGAGUGGUGCUCGCAGGUGGAGGUUUUGUCGCAUGGCUCAUUGGGAUGUUUUGUGACACACUGUGGUUGGAAUUCGACGAUGGAAAGCUUAGCAUCUGGGGUACCAAUGGUGGCGUUUCCGCAAUGGUUGGACCAGAAGACGAAUGCGAAGCUAGUAGAAGAUGUGUGGAAGACAGGCGUGAGGGUGGAUCGUGAGGAAGAGAAGGAAGAAGGGGUGGUGGAAGCUGGUGAAAUAAAGAGGUGUUUGGAUAUGGUAAUGGGAAGUGGAGAGAAGGCGAAGGAACUGAGAGAGAAUGCAGACAAGUGGAAGAGGUUGGCGAGGGAAGCUGUGAAGGAAGGUGGCUCUUCGGACAAGAAUCUCAAGACUUUUCUUCAUCACGUGCAUGACUUAAUGCCUCGGAGUUGAGGUCAAUCCUUAUAUCAGAUUUUUCUUCUCAUUCUUGACUCUUUCUUUUAAUAGUCUUAUAAUAAGUCAAAACCUGCUAUUUUUUUCCUCGAUUCAUCACGUAAUAUUUGUCCAAACAUGGCUUGUGUUUAUGAUGUUUUGUUCUUUUUCUUGGUUUUACCGUCAUGGGUUUCUUUGCCAAUUGGAAAUCAAUAAGAAAUUAUAGGUGAAUAUUUUUGUUUUUA
Molecule: messenger RNA, 1797 nt
Organism: Arachis duranensis
Lineage: Eukaryota; Viridiplantae; Streptophyta; Magnoliopsida; Fabales; Fabaceae
Product: phloretin 4'-O-glucosyltransferase-like
Exons: 1
Coding region: 113-1573 (486 amino acids)
Molecular function (GO): UDP-glycosyltransferase activity
Source: RefSeq, a predicted model, not a curated record